Fonsecaea multimorphosa CBS 102226 is the source of this 1695-nucleotide messenger RNA. RefSeq lists its product as uncharacterized. The transcript has a single exon. NCBI's taxonomy places the organism in Eukaryota, Fungi, Ascomycota, Eurotiomycetes, Chaetothyriales, Herpotrichiellaceae. The record is from RefSeq and is a predicted model, not a curated record. The coding region runs from base 1 to 1695 and encodes 564 amino acids.
AUGGCACGCGUAGAGACGGAUUUCGACGCCCUUAUCGUCGGGGCAGGCUUCGGCGGCAUCUACCAGCUAUAUCGGCUGAGGGAGAUAGGCCUCUCUUGCAAGGUGAUAGAUAUGGCCAGCGAUGUCGGGGGUACCUGGUAUUGGAAUCGCUACCCUGGCGCCAUGAGCGACACAGAGAGCUUCGUCUAUCGGUUUUCGUGGGACAAAGAGGAUUUGCGAACUUACCCAUGGACUCAUCACUAUGUCAAACAGCCUGACGUUCUAGCAUACCUAGAACAUGUAGUCGAGCGACACAACCUUCGAAAGGAUAUGCAGUUCAACACCGAACUCCUCUCGGCCGUCUGGAACGACACAUCCAAGUAUUGGCAAGUGGAACUAAGCACUGGGGAGAGCCUCAAGGUGCGCUAUCUCGUCACCGCACUGGGCUUGCUGUCGAAAGCCAACUACCCGGACAUCCCUGGUAUCGACACGUUCCAGGGGCUGAAGAUUCACACGGCCAAAUGGCCUCGAGGACUCGACCUGACGGGCAAGCGUGUGGGCAUUAUCGGCUGCGGCUCGACAGGAGUGCAGGUCAUCACCGACAUCGCCUCGCGGGUCAAGUCUCUGACCUGCUUCCAGCGCCAUCCUCAGUACAGCGUGCCCAGCGGCGAUCGGCCUGUCGACCCGGCCUACCGCGAGUGGGUGAAUGCCAACUACGACGCCAUCUGGGCCCAAGUCAAAGACUCGACCGUGGGGUUUGGGUUCGUCGAGUCGACGACCCCCUUCAAGUCCGUGACUUCGCAAGAGGAACGCGACACGAUCUUCGAGACGCUCUGGGAGGCCGGCAACGGCUUCCGUUUCAUGUUCGGCGGCUUCAACGACCUGGCCACGGACCGGGAAGCCAACGAGGCCGCGUGCGAGUUCAUCCGCAACAAGAUCCGGCAGAUCGUCAAGGACCCCGAAAAGGCGCGCAAGCUGCAGCCGCACGACUACUACGCUCGCAGACCGCUCUGCGACGGCGGAUACUUUGAGCAGUUCAACCGCGACAAUGUCGAUAUAGUACACCUACAAGAAACGCCGAUCACGCGUAUCACCGAGCGCGGCGUCCUUACCAGCGAUAACAAACUGUACGAGCUCGACGUGCUCAUCUUCGCCACGGGCUUCGACGCCAUCGAGGGCAACUACAACCGCAUCCGCAUCCGCGGGCGCAACGGCCUCACCCUCAAGGACUACUGGGACCCCCAGGGGCCGACGAGCUACUUGGGCGUCUCGGUGCCUCACUUCCCCAACCUCCUACUGAUCACAGGCCCUCAGGGCCCCUUCACCAACCUGCCCCCCGCCCUCGAGGCCCACGUCGACCUCAUCUCGCGUCUGAUCGCCCGCGCAGAGGAGCUCCGCAAGGCAAGCUCCCCGGAACCCAACCCGACGACACCCGUCGUCGAGGUGACGCCCGAGGCCGAGAAGGAGUGGUGUCUCGAGUGCGAGCGCGUCGCCGAGGGCAGCUUGUUCAAGGAGACGGCUAGUUGGAUCUUCGGCCAGAACGUGCCGGGCAAGAAAUACGCCUUGCGCUUCUUCUUUGGUGGCCUCAAGGCCUUUUACGAGCAUGUGCAGAGGGUCAUUGAUAAUGGCUACGUUGGGUUCAAGGGCCUGGGAGAAAGCAAAGGAGAUGAGCCAGUGACGGCGGUUGAGUCGAGGCCCCUGACAGCACGCUUGUAA